Molecule: messenger RNA, 3113 nt
Organism: Paralichthys olivaceus (Japanese flounder)
Lineage: Eukaryota; Metazoa; Chordata; Actinopteri; Pleuronectiformes; Paralichthyidae
Gene: racgap1
Product: Rac GTPase activating protein 1
Biological process (GO): Rho protein signal transduction; mitotic spindle midzone assembly; mitotic cytokinesis
Cellular component (GO): centralspindlin complex; midbody; cleavage furrow
Molecular function (GO): GTPase activator activity
Source: RefSeq, a predicted model, not a curated record
AUUGGCUGACGGCUGCAUUUGAAUUACAACGCGCUGAAGGAAGCGGCGGCGGAACGAAGGACGAAGAUUCAGUUCGUGUCUUAAAAAAAAAAAGAAAAAGAAACGGUGGAAACUUCUUCAUCCACACAACAGACGCGGUCCUCGCUCCCCGGGGUCUCUCCACAGCGGACACGGGUCCUGAUUUAUAGGACAUCAUGGAGUCAGCUGUGAUGAGCCUCCAAAGCUUAUACGAUAACCUGAGGACGCAAGUUGAUCUCCUCAAUGAUAACAUUGAACCCAACUUCAUUCAGAUGGCACAAAACUUUGAUGACUGCCGACGCAAAUGGCUGCGGGCAGAGCAGGAUCUGGGGUCUUGCAAAGAGAUUCUCACCAAAACAGAAACGGAGAGGGGAUCCCUGGAGGUCAAACUGAAACAUGCCCGCAACCAAGUCGAUGUGGAGAUCCGGCGCAGACAGAAGGCUGAGGCUGAUUGCGAGAAGUUGGACCGUCAAAUUCUGUUGAUUCGUGACCUGCUGACCAGCGAAGGAUCCAGCAACAGCAUCCAGCUGAGUGCAGAGCAGCGCUCAGCUCUGGCCUUCCUGAACACCAACUCUCAGGCAGCAGCCACUCUGAACACCAGCCGAAGACUGAAGACAAUAGACGAGUCCGCCUCUAUCUUGUCAGAUAUCAGCUAUGACAAGACAGAUGAUUCUCUUGACUGGGACUCCUCCACCGUGAAGACGGUUCGUCUUAAGAAACGAGAAAAAAGGCGCUCUUCGAGAAACCGUGUGGAUGGUCCUCCAAUUGCCUCCAAAAGGUCUCGAUCAACAGGCAGAACUUCAGAGAGGGCAAAUGAGACUCUGGUAACAAAGACCACAGUGACUGUCCCUAUAGACGGAGGACCUGUUGAGGCAAUUUCUACUAUUGAAACUGUUCCUUACUGGACUCGCAGCAGGAGAAAGACUGCUGCCAUGGAGUGGGACUCUGAAUCUGUCACAUCUGAGGAUGUCUUCAAACAGCCGAGCAUCCCUGAGGGAGAGCAAAGACACGCUCCCAGCACUCCUCAGAACAGCGGAGGUGUCCGUCAUCACGAGUUUGUCUCCAAAACUGUCAUUAAGCCCGAGUCCUGCGUGCCGUGUGGAAAGAGGAUCAAGUUUGGCAAGAUUUCACUGAAGUGCCGCGACUGCAGGGUCGUCUCGCACCCCGAGUGUCGCCAGCGUUGCCCUCUGCCAUGCAUCCCCACUCUGGCUGGCACACCGGUCAAAAUUGGAGAGGGCGUGCUUGCAGACUACGUCCCCAACACAUCGCCCAAGAUUCCUCCUCUCGUGGUCCACUGUGUCAGUGAGAUAGAGCAAAGAGGCCUGCAUGAGGCUGGACUGUAUCGUCUGUCCGGGGCUGAUCGCACAGUGAAGGAGCUGAAGGAGAAGUUUCUCCGCAGCAAAACUGUUCCCGUGCUGAGCAAGGUGGACGACAUCCACGCCGUCACCGGCCUCCUCAAGGACUUCCUGAGGAACCUGAAGGAGCCUCUGCUCACUUUCCGUUUGAACCAUACCUUCAUGGAGGCAGCUGAGGUUUCAGAUGACGACAACAGCAUCACCCUGAUGUACCAAACCAUUAGUGACCUGCCAAAGCCCAACAGAGACACGCUGGCUUUCUUAGCCCUUCACCUUCAGAGAGUUGCUGACAGUUUGGACACUAAGAUGGACGUCAGUAACCUGGCUCGAGUUUUCGGACCAACUAUCGUGGGUCAUGCAGUUUCCAAUCCAGAUCCUAUGACAAUCCUUCAGGAUACGAAACGUCAGCCAAGGGUGGUGGAGCGCCUGUUGUCUCUGCCGGUGGAUUACUGGGCCACCUUUGUGAUGGCGGAAAACGAGCAGCCAAACUUGGACCACCUGAUCAUCGAGAAUGCAAACUGCUACGCCACCCCCGAGAGAGUGAGCAUGCUGGGACCUCUGACCACGCCAGAGCACCAGCUCAAUAAAACCCCCUCCUCCAGCUCCUUGUCUCAGCGCAUGAAGUCCUCCCUGACUCCCAGAUUUGGGAGCAAGAGCAAAUCAGCAGUUGGCUUCGGUCGCCAAGGAAAGUUCUUUGCAUCGCCGCUCCUCAAAUAGAGCAGCUACGUAAAACCUUCAUUCAUACAGCAUUGAUGAGUAACUCAUAGCCAGGUACUGCUUUAUUAACAGCUAUAAUUAAUGCCUCCAUAUUAGUCUUCCUCUUUAAACUCAUAAUCAUUUUUAAUGUUUCACAAUGUUAAGAGCUGUAAUCUGAUGAUUUUACAUGUUUGUAAAUUGAUUUUUUUUUUUUUACCAAAUAGUAGAUUUUCCUAUCUAUGCACACUUGUGACUUUAGAGAAUGCUUUGGCAAAAUGUUUAAGGAGACUUUCUCAUGUCCCAUCUUAACGCAUGUGAAUGUACUAUAUAUAUAUAUAUUUGCUCUUUUUAAGAGGUGUGCUCAUAGAUGUGUACUGUAUGUGCAGUUUUGUUGUGGCGUGCAUCUAAACCUAAAUCAUUUCUCUUGAGCUCUUCGGCUCAUGUGUCACUCAGAGGUUGAAGAGCUCAUUUGUAGGCAUUUCAUUCUAGGUUUGUAAUUGAAUGUAUGACUGCUUUGUAACAUUAUCUUUUCAUUUUGAUGUUUGUAUUUUCAUUUCUGUUUCCAUCCAGUUUAAGUUGUCUCCACCCCCCUCCCCCAGUAAUUUGUACUGCUCGUGUUCAUAAUUUAAGUACAAACACUACCUACAAGAGCUCAGUGGGAAUAUCUCGCUCGUAAUUUCCAAGUUUCUCCGAGCAUGCUGUCGUUGUUCUCUUCACUAGGGGAGAAACUAAAAGAAGUUGCUGUCAUUCAGUUUUACAGUGUCUCUUGCGCUGCGGGUGAACAUCAGGAACGUUGUUCACUUGUUUAUGUCUCACACUGUAAACUCUGUCAGAUCCUUUAGCUCCUUCUAUAUUUAAAGCUCUGUUCAGUGUUUGUACCUUGGGAGGUUUCUAAUGAACUAUUCAGUGUAAAAGGCAAUUACUUUGUAAGAUUAGCCAGUUUAGUUACUGUGGCAUUAUAUGAUUAACCAUCAGCACAGAUUUUGUACUCAAAUAGACUCUUUAAAAUGUAUGUUCACUUAUAAAAUACAUUUAUAACGUUUC